UUCAGGUUCAAUUACAAUAUAAAGCGAAUAAAUUAACCUUCUUAGCAUAAUUAAUUUGGAUUGCACGUUAUAAAAGAAAUUGAGAGAGGAAAUGAUUUUCCAGAAUUUUCAGAGAAAUUCUCAGAGGUGCACCUGCCCCGGUAAAUCAUGUUCCUAAUUGUGAGGAAAGUUUUUGAAUUCUGUGACAAUCUGGACAAGAACUUUAGCCAUCCUCUGGCUCAGUAUCCGAUUAUAAGGAGUCCAAGUUCAAUAUUUGCCAUUGUGAUCCUCUACCUGCUUUUUGUGUACAAAUGGGGCCCCAAAUUGAUGCUGGACAGGAAACCAUUCAACCUCCAACGCACGAUAAUCGUCUACAAUGCCCUACAAGUCCUUCUAAAUGCAUACAUCUUCAUCGAAUCCAGUCAUAUCUACCUACAACUCUACGAUCUCAAGUGCCAACCAGUGGAUUACAGUGUCACUCCAAAGACACUUCGACUGGCCAGAGUCAGCUACAUCUACUGCCUCACAAAAUUCUUUGACUUUAUAGAUACAGUAUUCUUCGUGCUGCGAAAGAAGAAUCAGCAAGCAUCCUUCCUCCACAGCUACCAUCAUGCUGGGAUGGCUGUAGUCUGUGGAGUUCUCUACAAAUUCUUCGCAAAUAGCCACUUUAUCCUCAUGGGAAUAAUCAAUUCUUUCGUACAUGUCCUCAUGUACUGCUACUACGAAUUGGCUGCCCUCAAUCCCAACUACAGAAAUAAUCUCUGGUGGAAGAAGUACAUAACUCAACUCCAAAUUUUCCAAUUUGGCAUCAUUUUUCUACAUCUAACUGCGGGUUUCUUCUCAAAUUGUGGCUUACCGAAGAUUUUGGUAACCCUGCUCAUGAUCCAGACCCUCUUUAUCACUCUCAUGUUCUCAGAUUUUUACUACAAAAACUACAUCAAGAAACGCCCUAAGCAAACUAAUAAACAAAAUUAAACUAAUAAAUUAUUGCAGAGAUUACCAAAUUGGACUACAAAGCUGGUGUACUCUCUAUUUUCAGAGAGUUUCUCUUCAUACGUGAGAUUAGAAAUAAAAAUUUCAAUUAAUUUUA
Phlebotomus papatasi is the source of this 1069-nucleotide messenger RNA. Its product is annotated as elongation of very long chain fatty acids protein 7-like. Lineage: Eukaryota; Metazoa; Arthropoda; Insecta; Diptera; Psychodidae. The coding region runs from base 148 to 954 and encodes 268 amino acids. The record is from RefSeq and is a predicted model, not a curated record. The transcript is spliced from 3 exons. Gene Ontology annotation, biological process: sphingolipid biosynthetic process; fatty acid elongation, monounsaturated fatty acid; fatty acid elongation, saturated fatty acid. Gene Ontology annotation, molecular function: fatty acid elongase activity. Gene Ontology annotation, cellular component: endoplasmic reticulum membrane.